AAAGACCAUUAACUCUCUCCUUUCCUGUCAUGUACAUGAUUAAUGCUUAUAAUAUUCAGUAUCUUGCAUAAAGCUGUCUCUGUCCUCCUCUUCUCCUUGCUUCUUGCUCCUCUCCUUCAAUAUUCUUUCUCUGCCCCUGCAAUUCUUUUUUAUUUGGUUCUUUCUUGGUGAUUGUGUCCCUUGUGCCUCUGUCACAAGUUUUGACCCAAGAACAUGCUAGUAGCAUUACUCUUGCUGCUGUCGCUGAGCAAUGAAGUCAGAGUCAAUGGGCUGUGUGAGCAUAAUCCAGCACCAAAGCCAAGACCGCACACUGUGUCCAUCCUGGAGUUUGGAGCGGUUGGGGAUGGUAAAACGUUGAACACUAUUGCAUUCCAGAAUGCCAUCUUCUAUCUCAAGUCAUUUGCUGACAAGGGUGGUGCUCAGUUAUAUGUGCCACCAGGAACAUGGUUGACUAAAAGUUUCAAUCUUACGAGUCAUCUGACACUGUUCUUGGAAAAAGGUGCUGUCAUUCUUGGAUCUCAGGAUCCAUUUCACUGGGAAGUUGUUGAUCCAUUACCUUCUUACGGUCGAGGAGUUGAAGUUCCCGGGGGAAGAUAUCAGAGUUUAAUAAAUGGAUACAUGUUAGAUGAUGUGGUGAUAACAGGUAAUAGUGGAAUAAUUGAUGGCAUGGGUUUGGCAUGGUGGGAAUUGUUUAGCUCUCAUUCCCUGAACUACAGCCGUCCCCAUAUUAUUGAAUUAGUGGCAUCUGAUCAUGUGGUAGUUUCAAAUCUUACAUUCUUGAAUGCCCCUGCAUAUAGCAUCCACCCAGUUUAUUGCAGCAAUGUACAUAUUUACAAUGUUUCAAUUUCUGCUCCUCCAGAAUCCCCUUACACCAUUGGCAUAGUACCAGAUUCUUCUGAUCAUGUUUGUAUAGAGGAUUGUGUCAUUGAAACGGGCUAUGAUGCAAUUGCCCUGAAAAGUGGGUGGGACGAAUAUGGCAUUGCCUAUGGCAGGCCAACUGAGAAUGUACACAUCAGAAGGGUGCAUUUGCAAGCUUCUUCUGGCUCUACUAUUGCAUUUGGCAGUGACAUGUCUGGUGGCAUUUCAAAUAUUCUUGUGGAGAAUGUUUAUCUUUACAAUUCAAGGAGUGGCAUUGAAUUCAGAACUAUGAGGGGUAGAGGUGGUUAUAUCAAGGAAAUAGUCAUAUCAGAGGUAGAAAUGGAGAAUAUAUACACUGCAAUGGCCGCCACAGGUUAUUGUGGAUCUCAUCCUGAUGACAAAUUUGAUCCAGAUGCUCUUCCACUUUUGGACCACAUUAUUUUCCAAGAUAUGAUUGGCACAAACAUCACUGUUGCUGGAAGCUUUGCCGGUCUACAAGAAUCUCCCUUCACAAACAUAUGCCUUUCCAACAUAAAUUUGUCUAUAAAUGCUGUUUCUUCCAUUCCUUGGGAAUGUUCAAAUAUCUUUGGAUUUUCAGAUUCUGUUCUUCCCAAACCCUGUCCUGAUCUCGAGACCCUUUCGGAUUGUCUCUCCCUUUUGAGUGUCAAGGGAAAAAUUUCGGACAUGUGAUGUGACAAUAAUCCUCUGUCGACAAAAAGUUUCAUAUUCUUCCAUUCCCUGCCUGAAGGCCUUGAAAAAGUGAUUAGCCAUUGAUAUGUCAGAGAAAGCCACAUUCUUUCAAAUAAGACAGAUAUUGGGAUCAUUCAUUUUUCCAUCCUAAGAUUUCCAUUCUUCCAUGCUGCAAGCAGCACAAUAUUUAUUGUACAGCUUCAUUUCUUCAUUCAUGUGUAAUGAAAUUUUGGUAGUACCCACAAGAGGACUCAAUUUGAUGAUA
Molecule: messenger RNA, 1813 nt
Organism: Vigna umbellata (rice bean)
Lineage: Eukaryota; Viridiplantae; Streptophyta; Magnoliopsida; Fabales; Fabaceae
Product: putative polygalacturonase
Biological process (GO): carbohydrate metabolic process
Molecular function (GO): polygalacturonase activity
Source: RefSeq, a predicted model, not a curated record